AUGGCAGGGAAGCCCCUCAAGAAGUCUUCCAUUCCUGGGGUGAGCAUCCGGCAGCUGGUGGAAGAGAUCCCUGAAGGAUGCAGCACGCCAGACUUUGAGCAGAAACCCGUCCCUUUGGCUCUGCAGGAGGGGAAAAAUGCCAUCUUUCGGGCUGUGGUCUGUGGGAAGCCCAGACCUGAGGUACAUUGGCAAUGCACCAAAGGUGACCUUGAUGAUCCCAGCAAGUAUCAGAUCUUUUCUGCCCCUGGCAGCAAGGAGCAUGUGCUGCAGAUCAACAAGCUGACGGGUGAGGAUACAGACCUGUAUCGCUGCACAGCAGUGAAUAUGUAUGGAGAGGCCACCUGCUCCGCAAAGCUCACCGUCAUUGAAGUUGGCUUUCGGAAGAGUCGGAAGAGGCAAAAAGAGCCCCCAGAAGACCUCACAAAGGAGCUGACAGACUUCCGGAAGAUGUUGAAAAAGAGGGUCCCUGCCCCAGCCCCAGAGAAAAAGAUAGACCUUGAGCAGGUGUGGCAGCUGCUGAUGACUGCAGACCGGAAGGACUAUGAGAGGAUCUGCAUGAAGUAUGGCAUCGUGGACUACCGGGGGAUGCUACACAAGCUGCAAGAGAUGCGGAAGGAGCGUGAGGACAAGAUGGCGCAGUACAUCAACGCCAUCUCCAACUUGAGACACGUCAAGGUCACCAAGGAGGGGGUCGCAACAUUUGACCUGGAGCUGGAUCUCAAGAAUUCUGAGAGCAAGAUUUACUUGUAUAAGGAUGGCGAGAUGAUCCCCUUUGGCUUUGACAACCAGACCAAGCACUGUCUGCGACGGCUGGGGAAACGUUACCACUUCCAGAUCCAGGACCUGCAGCCAGAGGACGCUGGCAUUUACCAGGUCAGGGUGGAGGAUGUUGAAGUCUUCUCCACAGAGCUGGAGGCUGGUGCCAUCCCCCCCAGGGUAGUGGUCCCACUGGCUGAGGUCCGCUGUGCGCCUCAGGGCAAUGCUGUCUUUGAGUGCACUCUCUCCAGCCCCUGCCCCAAUGUCACCUGGCAUUUCCAGCAUCGGCCACUCCGGCACAGUGACAAAUAUGAAGUGUCUGUGUCCCCUGACGGGCUGACCCACCGGCUGAAGGUGAAGGGGGCCCGUUUCUCAGACAUGGGUCUCUAUUCCCUGGGCACCGGGCUCCACGUUUCCAGCGCCUGGCUGGUGGUUGAAGCUGAGAAAGAUAAAAGCCUUCUGACCACCAGUGAUGACCACCAGCUGCAGAGCAGGAGAGGUGACACAAUGGGAAGGGCAGACAUCUAUGGCAAGGAGAAGGAUGCCCGCCAGAGUCCCAGACCUGGAUACAAGCCUGGCACUGGCAGUUUCUCCAAGGAGGCCCGAGGAUCCACAGGCCACUUCUCUCAGGGCCUAACUGACACAGAAGCCCAGCAAGGGGAGGCCACUAUGCUCUCCUGCACCCUCACCAGAGACCUGGGACCUGGAGCCUGGUUUAAGGAUGGAGUCAAGCUCACUGCCCAGGAUGGAGUCAUCUUUGAGCAAGAUGGUCUUGUGCACAGACUUCUCAUCGCCCAUGUGCAGGGGACCCAGGCCGGAAAAUACACUUUUGUAGUGGGAAACCAGCAGAGCGAGGCCACCCUAACUGUCCAGGAACCCCCUACCAUUGCUCCAAACAUGACAGAGAAGCUGAGAGAGCCAAUGGUGGUCAAGGCUGGGAAGUUGGUGUCAGUGAAGAUCCCUUUCAAAAGCCGCCUCCCAGUUCAAGCUGCCUGGAGGAAGGAUGGUGCUGAGAUGUUGGAUAACAGCAGCAGGGGGACCCAUGUGGCCCUGGGGGAUGACUUCACCCGGCUGUGCAUCCCCAAUGCCAGCAGGAAAGACAAUGGCCAAUACAGCGUGACACUGAGGAGCGAGGGAGGCUCUGUGCAGGCCGAGCUCACCCUGCAAGUCAUAGACAAGCCCAAGCCCCCACAGGGCCCCCUGGAGGUGCAGGAUGGCCAUGGGACUGGUGUCUGCCUCCGCUGGCGGCCCCCACAGGACGACGGGGGUCGAGCUGUGCAGCACUACUUGGUGGAGAGGCAGCAGGCUGGCAGGAGCACUUGGCUGAAGGUGGGCGAGGCCCCGGCAGACAGCACCACCUUCACUGACACCCAUGUGGAGCAGGGCAAGAAGUACACCUUCCGCGUGCAGGCUGUGACCUCUGAGGGGACUGGGGAAGCCUUGCAGUCUGAGGAGGUGCUCGUGGCUCCUGAGGCUCUCCCAGGGCCCCCUUCUACCCCAGCCAUCCUGUCAGCCUCCAGCAAAGGCAUCACACUGACGUGGACAGCGCCUCGGGGCCCUGGCAGUGCCCACCUUCUGGGCUACCUGAUUGAGAAGCGCAGGAAGGGGAGCAACAUCUGGACUACAGUAAAUGACCAUCCCGUGCCUGAGAGGAAGUGGACAGUGGUGGACGUGCGGCAGGGCUGUCAGUACGAGUUCCGGGUCACGGCCGUGGCUCCCUCUGGUCCUGGAGAGCCUGGGCCCCCAUCAGAUGCCAUCUUUGCUCGAGACCCCAUGAGACCUCCUGGGCCUGUGCAGGAUCUCCAAGUGACAGAGACGUCAUACACCAGCUUUACCCUGAGCUGGGCCCGGCCGGACACCCAGGAUGGGGAUGAAGCCCUGGGGUAUGUGGUGGAGCUGUGUGGCUCAGACAGUCUCCAAUGGAGCCCAUGCCAUGUGGGCACUGUAGCAGCUACCACCUACACAGUCAAGGGGCUUCGGCCCCAAGAGGGCUACUUCGUGCGGGUGACAGCUGUUAACAACGGGGGACAUGGUCAGCCCACUGCCCUGGACACGUUAGUGCAAGCCAUGCCUGUUUCUGUCUGUCCCAAGUUUCUCAUGGACUCCAGCACAAAGGACUCACUGACAGUCAGGAUUGGGGACAUGGUUCGUGUGCCUGUCUCCUUUGAGGCUGCCCCGAAGCUUGAGGUGACCUGGCUGAAGGAUGGCUUACCCUUGCCCCAAAGAAGUGUGACCACCACCAAGGACGGCCUCACCCAGCUUCUGAUUCCUAUGGCCAGACUCUCAGACAGCGGCUUCUAUACCAUAGUACUGAGGAACCUGCAGGGGAAGGAAGCCACUUAUAACUUCCUCAUUAGGGUGGCAGCAUGCCCACGGGCGCCAGGGCCCAUCCACCUGCAGGAAAACGUGCUUGGGACGGUGACAGUCGAGUGGGAACCCUCACCAGAUGAGGCUGAGACCAGAGGUGAUCCACUGCACUACUCAGUGUUCAUGCGCUCCUCAGCGCACGGCUCCUGGCAGGAGGUGGCCAACCGUGUCCACACAAACCACUUUACCCUCCUGAGUGUCCUCCCUGGCCAUGAGUACCACUUCCGGGUGGUGGCCAAGAAUGAGCUGGGGAGCAGCAAACCCUCAGAUACCAGCCAGCCUUGGUACAUCCCCCGGCAGCGAGGCAAGUUUACCGUGAAGGUGCCAAGCUACCAGGAGCCCAACCUGAACCAGAAGCCCCGGUUCCUGGUAGGCCUUCGGGCUCAUCUGCUGCCACAAGGCUGUGAGUGCCGUAUGAGCUGUGCCGUGCAGGGCGUGCCCAGACCUCAUGUCACCUGGUUCAAGAAUGGCCAGAGCCUGGAAGGAAACUCUGUGGUCUACAGCACCAAUAUGUUGGGCGUGUGCUCCCUCAUCAUCCCCAACGUGUCCCUGAAAGACAGUGGCCAGUACAAGGCUGUGGCUGAGAACACACUGGGCCAGGCUGUCAGCACAGCCACUCUCAUGGUCAUAGGAGCUCUGCGCACUCCCCUCAUUGGUUGCACACUGGAGCCCCAGGCCACAGGGGCCAGCUACUCCUGGCUGACCUACUGUUGCUUCUGGCAUUGGCCUGCCAUGCAGCUGCAGGCUCACCUGCUCACGGUGCAGCUUGAGGCGCUACGGAUGCUGAGGGCCUCAAUGCAGAGGCUGUCAGAAGGUCUGGCCAAGCUCAGCAAGCAGUAG
This is a messenger RNA of Orycteropus afer afer, 3963 nucleotides long. It is a transcript of the gene IGFN1, whose product is annotated as immunoglobulin like and fibronectin type III domain containing 1. Bases 1 to 3963 code for a protein of 1320 amino acids. The transcript is spliced from 24 exons. The record is from RefSeq and is a predicted model, not a curated record. Gene Ontology annotation, molecular function: protein binding. NCBI's taxonomy places the organism in Eukaryota, Metazoa, Chordata, Mammalia, Tubulidentata, Orycteropodidae.